Brettanomyces bruxellensis is the source of this 1278-nucleotide messenger RNA. RefSeq lists its product as uncharacterized. Lineage: Eukaryota; Fungi; Ascomycota; Pichiomycetes; Pichiales; Pichiaceae. The transcript has a single exon. The record is from RefSeq and is a predicted model, not a curated record. The coding region runs from base 1 to 1278 and encodes 425 amino acids.
AUGUCCAUGUCGUGUCCUGUACGGAUGCUUGCUUCCCAAAGUAAGUCAGCAUUUUUCUUUGCUUCAAAAGCACGUCCGGUAUCAUCAUCUAUCACAUCAAGCCCUUGUUUGGACUCUGGUAUUCCCAAUUAUGGUGUUUUCCAUUCAAAUACAUCUCUGCACACGUCUCCAACGGUAGCGAACCUGUCAAAAGGCUUUUUCUUCCAACAAUCUCGUGGAAUUUCCACCUCCAGUCACUUUUCAGAGGAAGCUUUCAAGUACUACCGUUCUUUUAAAAACGGCCAGCAAUUCACCAAAAAAUUUGUCGAUUGUGCAUCCCAGUUCACUGUCUCUGUUGCAUACAACCCAAAGGAUAGACUCGGCAGCAAGAAAUCAGACGAAGGUGGCUUCGUUGCUGAAUUCAAGAAGAUGACACGCCAAAGAGCACAAUCCGGCAUGAAAAAUACAAUCUACGAGCCGGGCACCGUCGAUGCUGCGUCGAUCGACGCGACGACCUCGCCGACUGGUGAGGACAACUACGUUUGUGCGGCAAGUGACUCUGGUGUCAUGAUUGGUGUACUAGAUGGUGUUGGAGGGUGGUCUGAGCAAGGUUAUGACUCGAGUGCAAUCAGCAGGGAGCUUUCGAGAGCGAUAACAAAGGAGUAUUUAACUGAUCCAAGUUUGCCAAUAUCGGAUAUUCUAGAAAUAGCAUUUGAAUCUGUCCAGAAAAGCGGGCGGGUGCAGGUUGGAUCCACAACUGCCUCAUUUGGCAUAGUUGAUUCCAAAGCGAUGGCUUUCACAGCCCUAAACCUCGGAGAUUCCUGGUUUGGCAUUUUCAGAAAGCAGGAAAAUGGAAGAUAUAAGUGCUUCUAUGAAUCGAAGGAGCAGGUGUAUUAUUUUAAUGCACCAUACCAGCUUUCCAUCAUCCCGGAUGAGAUGAUUCAGAACGCCAAGAAGAAAGGCUCCGGCUUUCUCCGAAACGUUCCUGCCGAUGCUGAUUCCUAUAGUGUCAAACUUCAACCUGAAGAUGUCGUGAUUUUCAGCACCGACGGAAUGAUAGACAAUAUUAGUCCUCAGGAUAUAGAGAUAUAUUUGAACGAUGCAUUGUUGAGUGCAUCGGACCCGCAACGAGCAAUUUCAAAAGUCAAUAAGUCUCUUGUUGACCAAACGGUUACUCUUGCAAACAACCCAAAUUUCAGCAGUGUGUUUUCGCAAAGGCUGUCAAAGGCUACCGGCCAGCAUUACAUAGGAGGUAAGCCCGAUGAUAUUACAGCUGUCAUGAUGUAUGUUAAAGCCUGA